AUGUCCGAGCAGACUUACCACGCUACCCGCCAGGAUCUCCGCAAGGCUGAGUCCCGCGUUGCCAACCUGCAUGGUGGACAAAACCCGGCCGACUCUAACCUCUCCCACAUGAAGUCAAUCAUCGACCAGAACAGCAACAAGCCUGAGCAAAUUGAGCGCGUCAAGGCCAACCUACCUUUGCCCGAGCAGCCCCCAACUGCCAGUGACUGGUCGUCCUCCGAUCAGCGCACUGUCAACGUCGGCUCUGGUGGCAUUGAGGGUCCUAUCUCUAGCGAAAUGGACAGUGGUCUCCGGGGCCCGGCGACGGCCAGCAGCAGCGUUCGCGUGUCGGGAUCCGAGCUGCACCAGAACACUGCCCCCAGCAAGGGUAUUGGAAGACAAGCUGUUGAGGGUUUGGACGACCUUCCCUCAGAUGCUAAGGCACGGUAA
Penicillium alfredii is the source of this 429-nucleotide messenger RNA. RefSeq lists its product as uncharacterized. Lineage: Eukaryota; Fungi; Ascomycota; Eurotiomycetes; Eurotiales; Aspergillaceae. The record is from RefSeq and is a predicted model, not a curated record. The coding region runs from base 1 to 429 and encodes 142 amino acids. The transcript has 2 exons.